CACUGGGGGGCAUCCGGCCUCGAAGACCUCUCACUUGCGUCUGGGCUGCUGAAGCCAUGGCUUCCAAGUGCCUCAAGGCCAGCUUCUCUUCAGGGUCUCUCAGGGGCCUGGGGGGAGCUGGCGGCGGCUCUGCUCGCGUGUCUGCGAUGUACUCCAGCAGCUCUUGCAAGCUCCCCAGCCUCUCCCGCGGGGCCCGGAGUUUCUCGGCAUGCUCCGUCGGGCUGGGUAGGAGCAGCAGCAGGGCAGCUGGCUGCUUGUCUGCUCUCUGCCUCCCGGCCGGAGGCUUUACUACCAGCUACAACCUGGGUGGGGGCUGGUUUGGGGAUGGCAUCCUCACCGGCAGCGAGAAGGAGACCAUGCAGUCCCUGAACGACCGGCUGGCCAGCUACCUGGAGAAGGUGCGCCAGCUGGAACGGGAGAAUGCCAGCCUGGAGGGCCGCAUCCGGGAGUGGUGUGAGCAGCAGGUGCCCUACCUGAGCCCUGACUACCAGUCCUACUUCCGGACCAUCGAGGAGCUCCAGAAGAAGACCCUGUGCACCAAAGCAGAGAAUGCCAGGCUGGUGGUGCAGAUCGACAAUGCCAAGCUGGCCGCAGACGACUUCAGAACCAAGUAUGAGACGGAGCUGUCCAUGCGGCAGCUGGUGGAAUCAGACAUGAACGGGCUGCGCCGGAUCCUAGAUGAUCUGACCCUGUGCAAGUCUGACCUGGAGGCCCAGGUAGAGUCCCUGAAGGAGGAGCUGCUGUGCCUCAAGAAGAACCACGAGGAGGAGGUGAACUCGCUGCGCUGCCAGCUUGGUGACCGGCUCAACGUUGAGGUGGACGCUGCCCCACCUGUUGACCUUAACCGUGUUCUGGAUGAGAUGAGGUGCCAGUAUGAGACCCUUGUGGAGAAUAACCGCCGGGAUGCCGAAGAAUGGUUCAAUACUCAGACCGAGGAGCUGAACCAGCAGGUGGUGUCCAGCUCGGAGCAGCUGCAGUCCUGCCAGGCGGAGAUCAUCGAGCUGAGACGCUCUGUCAAUGCCCUGGAGAUCGAGCUGCAGGCCCAGCAGAGCAUGAGAGAUGCUCUGGAAUCCACCCUGGCAGAGACCGAGGCCCGCUACAGCUCCCAGCUGGCCCAGAUGCAGUGUCUGAUCAGCAACGUGGAGGCCCAGCUGGCCGAGAUCAGGAGUGACCUGGAGCGCCAGAACCAGGAGUACCAGGUGCUGCUGGACGUGCGGGCCCGGCUGGAGUGUGAGAUCAACACGUACCGGGGCCUCCUGGAGAGCGAGGAGGGCAAGCUGCCCUGUAACCCGUGUGCCCCUGACCACACACCUGCCAAGUCGUGCCUCCCCUGCCUUCCCGCUGUCUCCUGCGGACCUGGGGCGGUCCGCACCACCUGCAGCCCCCGCAGCAUCUGUGUGCCCUGCCCGGGGGGCCGGUUCUGAGAGGAACUGGCCUAGAAAGCCGAGGCCAUUGUCUCCAGGGGCUGAACUUGGCCUUUGCUCAACCCUGACCCUAAAGACUAAUC
Molecule: messenger RNA, 1507 nt
Organism: Lontra canadensis (Northern American river otter)
Lineage: Eukaryota; Metazoa; Chordata; Mammalia; Carnivora; Mustelidae
Gene: KRT35
Product: keratin 35
Exons: 7
Coding region: 57-1424 (455 amino acids)
Molecular function (GO): structural molecule activity
Source: RefSeq, a predicted model, not a curated record